Molecule: messenger RNA, 4453 nt
Organism: Lolium rigidum
Lineage: Eukaryota; Viridiplantae; Streptophyta; Magnoliopsida; Poales; Poaceae
Product: DNA ligase 6
Exons: 20
Coding region: 93-4313 (1406 amino acids)
Biological process (GO): DNA repair; DNA biosynthetic process; DNA recombination
Molecular function (GO): DNA ligase (ATP) activity; DNA binding; ATP binding
Source: RefSeq, a predicted model, not a curated record
CCCUUCUCCUGUAGUCUGUCUGCGCGCCGCCGCCGCACCAUGCGUUUCCUCGCCGCCGCCGCACUCAAACCCUAAACCUUCCAUCCAAACCAAUGGCGUCCCUCCUCUGCUCCCCGGCCUCAAAGUCGCUCUCCGUCACCACCUCCGCGCUCUUCCUCUCGUCGCUCGCGUCCCUCUCGCCCGCCCACCCCCACCCCAUCUCCGCCUCCGCCGCCGCCCCGCCCGUCCCGCCCUCCGUGCCCCCCACCGCCCUCAUCCCCAACUCCCGCUUCCUCGUCGACGCCUUCCGCCACGCCGGCGACUUCUCCGUCGCCUACUUCCUCUCCCACUUCCACUCCGACCACUACGCCGGCCUCGGCCCCACCUGGCGCCGCGGCCUCGUCUUCUGCUCCGCCCCCACCGCGCGCCUGCUCGCCUCCGCGCUAUCCGUGCCGCCGGAGCUGAUCGUGUCCGUCGACACCGAUGUCCGCGUCACCGUGGACGGCUGGGGCGUCGUGGCCGUCGACGCCAACCACUGCCCUGGCGCCGUGCAGUUCCUCUUCACCUCCCCCGGACCGAGGGCGGAGAGGUACGUGCACACGGGCGACUUCCGCUACGCGCCAUCCAUGAGAAGCAACCCUAACCUGCUGGAAUUCGUCGGCGCCGACGCCGUGUUUCUGGACACCACGUACUGCAACCCCAAAUUCACAUUUCCUUCUCAAGAGGAGUCGGUGGAGUAUGUCGUCAACGCGAUAAAGAAGGUGAAGGAGGAGAGUGGAGAGCGUGUGCUGUGCCUGAUCGCCACUUAUGUUGUGGGCAAGGAGAGGAUUCUGCUGGAGGUUGCGCGGCGCUGUGGGUGCCUGAUCCAUGUGGAUAAGAGGAAGAUGGAGAUCUUGACGGUAUUGGGGUUUGGUGGGGAGAAUGGAGUUUUUACGGAAGACGCUGCAGCGACUGAUGUGCAUGUCACCGGGUGGAACAUUCUCGGGGAGACAUGGCCCUACUUCCGUCCGAAUUUUGUGAAAGUGAAGGAGAUCAUGUUGGAGAGAGGGUACACCAAGGCAGUUGGAUUUGUGCCGACCGGAUGGAUGCACGAGACCAAGAAGGAAGGAUUUGCAGUUAGGGAGAAGGAUUCGAUCAAGAUACAUCUUGUACCUUACAGCGAGCACUCUAGCUACGAUGAGCUGCGGGACUACGUCAAGUUCUUGCACCCAAAACGGGUCAUUCCCACUGUCGGAGUAGACGGUGGGAAGCUUGAUGGUAAGGAUGCAGUUUCUCUACAGAAACAUUUUGCUGGACUGGUGGAUGAGACGGCAAACAAACAUGAGUUCCUGAUGGCAUUGCAUCGAAGAUCGACAUCUGUUAGCCAUGAGGAUGUGUUGGCUAAAUGCUCGAGGGAACAAGACAGCGAUGACUGUGCUUCGGAACCAGAACACAGUUAUGUUUCUGAGCUACCAGGCAGUUCGCAGAUUAAGAUUACAGAGGAGAUGAAGAAAGAACUGUCGGAUUGUCUACCCUCAUGGGUCAACCAGGAGCAGAUCCUUGGUCUGUUGAUGAGCUCAGGUGGCGAUGUUGUUCAAGCAGCAUCUGAUUUCUUUGAGCGGGAGCGAGAUUUCUUUGAAGAAGCAAAUGUAUCUAAUAAUGAAAAGCCUAAGUUGGGGGAAAUCCGUACUUCUGAUCAGGGAUCUUCUGCUGAGGCAAGUAGUCAGCAGGAACUUCCUUCAUUUUCACAGAACCCCAUGGAGCAUUCUACCAAGCUGGUAAACUUGACUCCUGUGAAAAUGAAGCAUUCUACCAAUUUGGUAAACUUAACUCCUGUGAAAAUGAGCUCAACUCUUCCCAAAAAGGAAAAGAAGAGGGGUUCUAGCACUGUCAGCAAGUCAAAAAAGAAAGGAAGAUCAAAUGCCCCAACAGAAUCUGGUGGACGCAAGCAGCCCACAAUCACGAACUUCUUUGGUAGAGCAACGGCAGCUGCUUCUAAAAGUGAGACAGGCGAUAAAGUAACAGUGGAUCCACAUGAAAACAAUGGGGAUAAUGGCAGCCAGUUAACUGAUACUGUAAAAUCACACCAGCAGGGUGUAAACCAGCUUCUUCAGAUUGUAGGUGGCAACAUGUCCAGAGAAUCUGCAGUUUCUUUACUUGAGAAGACAGGAGGAGAUAUAAAUGUAGCAGUUGACAUUUUUUUCUGUAAAAUCCCAAACAAUGAUGUACCUGCCAACGACAAGAGUAUUGUGCCGCAGAAUACACAAAAUGAAAUGAUAGAUAGAUAUAAUAGCACAAACAUUGUCCACAACUCUUCUCAGGCUACUCCAAAGAUGCAAAACUUGUAUGUACAAACUUCUGUAGCUCAAGCAGAUUCGGUCAAUAUAUCAUUGCCAGUUGAAAAGUAUCUCCCCAUUGAGCAUGCUUGCUGGACAGCAGGACAGCCUGCACCAUACUUGCAUUUGGCUCGCACUUUUGAUCGGGUUGAAAGAGAAAAAGGAAAAAUCAAAACUACUGCCAUGCUUUGCAACAUGUUCAGGAGUUUGCUUGCCUUAUCACCUGAUGAUGUGCUACCUGCUGUUUAUCUAUGCACUAACAAAAUUUCUCCUGACCAUGAAAAUAUGGAACUAAACAUUGGCGGCAGUCUAGUUGUUUCUGCUCUGGAGGAGUCAUUGGGAACUAGCAGAUCUAAAAUACACGAGAUGUACAAAACUUAUGGUGAUCUUGGUGAUGUUGCUCAAGAGUGCCGUCAAAAUCAAACACUACUUGCUCCUCCUCGUCCACUCUCAAUUCAGGAUAUAUAUUCGACACUUCAAAAGCUAAGUGCAAUAUCAGGCGGUGGGAGUACCGGAAGGAGAAAAAUUCUUGUCUUGCAUCUUAUUCGGUCCUGCAGAGAAAUGGAAAUGAAAUUUCUUGUUAGAACACUGGUCCGUAACUUGCGCAUUGGCGCUAUGAUGAAGACAAUUUUACCUGCUCUUGCACAUGCUGUUGUUCUUCAUGAGAAAUGUGCAACAAAUCCUGUGGUAUCCUUGGAGGGCGUAAAAUCACAAUUGCAGAGCCUUUCAACUGAAGUUGCUGAGGCAUACAAUGUCAUUCCUAAUAUGGAUUUGCUUGUUCCCUCUCUUCUGCGAGAAGGCACUACAUUUGCAGCGUCGUCCUUAGCAAUGGUUCCUGGCACACCUAUACCACCUAUGCUUGCAAGAAUUACUAAUGGGGUCACUCAAGCACUGAAGUUGUUUCAUGGUAAACCAUUUACUUGCGAGUACAAGUAUGAUGGUCAGCGCGCCCAGAUUCACAGGUCAACUGAUGGAUCUGUGCAAAUAUUCUCAAGACAAAUGAAAGAUUCGACUUCCCGGUUUCCCGAUUUAGUGAGCAUGAUCAAAGAGCUGUGCAACUCUGAGGUGACCAGCUUCAUACUGGAUACUGAAGUUGUGGGAAUAGAUAGGAAUAAAGGAAACAAGCUGAUGUCGUUCCAAGAAUUGUCUUCAAGAGAACGAGGGAGUAAACACUCCUCAGUUGCAAUUCAAAACAUAAAGGUUGACAUCUGUGUGUUUGUGUUUGAUAUCAUGUUCUGCAAUGGACAGAGGCUAUUGGAUUAUACACUUCGUCAAAGGAGAAACUACAUCCAUGACGUUUUCCAGGAGAAGCCAGGAUACUUAGAGUUAGCUCAGCAGCUGAUUGUUGAAGAAGAUGAAGCAUCUAUAGAUAAUACUAGCACUUUACACAGAAUGAGCAGCUUUUUUGAAAAAGCAUGCCAGUCUUCUUGUGAGGGUAUAAUGUUGAAGACUCUCGAUAUUGAUGCUGGAUACUCUGCUUCCAAGCGCUGUGAUUCGUGGCUAAAGGUGAAGCGUGACUAUGUGGAAGGCCUAGGUGAUAGCCUUGACUUAGUUCCAGUCGGUGCAUGGUAUGGCAAUGGACGGAAAGCUGGAUGGUACAGUCCUUUUCUGAUGGCAUGCUACAACCCUGAAUCUGAAGAAUUUCAAAGUGUCUGCCGUGUUAUGUCUGGUUUCUCAGAUGAUUUCUAUAAAGAGAUGAAGGAGUUUUAUUCCAACGAAAGGAUACUGCCGAAGAAACCUGUUUAUUAUAAAACAGAUGAGCAGCCGGACUUGUGGUUCACUGCGGAACAAGUUUGGGAGAUCCGAGGUGCAGACCUUACAUUAUCCCCUGUCCAUCACGCGGCCAUCGGUAUUGUCCAUCCAUCGCGUGGGAUCUCAGUGAGGAUGCCUAGGUACAUACGCUCUGUUCAAGAUCGGAGCCCAGAGGAUUGUAGCGCGGCUACUGAUGUUGCUUGCAUGUUCAAAGCUCAAACCAGGAAGAUGGACGUCAGCGGUGACAACCCAGAUAAAAGUCACUAGUCACCAUCUCCUUAUCAGCCUUACCGUGCGAUUUGUUCUGUACAUGCACAUGAGCAGAAUAGUUUGAACUAGCAAAAUAGCAUAGGCGUUGCUUUUCACCUUCUGCGUGUGCUAAUACAGUUCCUUCUUUGCUUUCCCAA